AUGAGGGGAGAAGGGGUGGGUGAAAUUCAGAUUCCGGACGGGUUCCCAGAUCUUCUGAAGGCUUUCACGAAGGCAGCGAUUCGAACGCAACCUCGAGACCUCCUUUUGUGGACCGUCGGAUACUUCCAAGCCCUUGCGAAUCAUCAGGUCCUUCCGACCAAAGAUCAUUUGGAAUACGGCUCUCAUUCUAAACUCCAAGGGAUCGGUGGGGCAACACCCGGCCUUCUUCGGGUCCUCUAUCGACAACUGCAAUCGCAAUACCUGGUCACUGAAGAGGAGCUAAGGGAGAAGUGGGAGUAUCUCUGCCUGGAUACAGAGAGUCUGGACGAGCUACUAAAUGCAGGAGGAUACGAAGGAGGAAACGGGUCAAAUGUCAUCUUGCCCUACGUCAUCGCGUGGGUGACCUGGAGCAUGACCUCCGACCUGACAUCCGCCUUGGACCUCCUGUGCCACAUCAUGAGUCAGGAUCCCGACCAUGCCGGGAUGGACGUGGACCUCUUUUUGGAUCUUUGGGGAUUCCUAGGGGACGAUUCCCUGGGCAACGCGUCCGAGGAGAGGAAGGAGCGAGUCCAGGAUUUCCUGCAACUCAGGGCUAGGCAUCAGGGAGGGUUGGUCUAUCCCAAGGAUCUCCACAGCAUUCACUUUCCCAAUUUCGAGUCUGAUCUCUAA
This is a messenger RNA of Darwinula stevensoni, 669 nucleotides long. Lineage: Eukaryota; Metazoa; Arthropoda; Ostracoda; Podocopida; Darwinulidae. The record is from the annotation of a GenBank genome assembly.